ACAUGACAGCAAAUUAUUGAAUUUUUCUUUUGAAGAAAUCAAAAUAAACUUGGAAACAAGAAUUACAAGUAAAAUUUUGCUCUUUAAACCAAGUUUAGAACCGAUAUACCUAGUUUAUUGGUUAUCGCAGUUGUUGGAACGAUUUAUGAUAAGUUGUUGACCUUAUAUAACUGUCAACAAUGGAGCCAGGCUUAGCAGUUGAGGAGAUAGUGAUCAAACCAGAGGUCAUCCUCAUAUCAGAUGACGAAACUGAUUACAACGGGGAGCCACAAAAAAAACGCCGCCGGCGGGUUGUAAAGAAAUCCCCCCAUCCCUGCGAAGACUGCGACAAGAUAUUCCAAACGGGAUACGAACUUAAAAAGCAUAAGCGCACGCACACAGGGGAACGGCCGUAUAUGUGUACCACAUGUGGGAAAACAUACACACAGCUCGGACAUCUUAGUAUCCACGCACUCACGCAUCAAGGCAUAAAGAACUUCAACUGCCACGAGUGCGGCGCUUCGUUCUACAGAAAAGCCGACCUUGACAGGCACGAGAAAAUACACACAGGGGACAAACCACACGAGUGCGAAAUAUGCUCCAAGAGUUUUGUGCAGAAAAAUAAUCUGGUCAUGCAUUUGAAGAUGCACUCAGGGGAGAAGCCACAUGAAUGCCAAGUGUGUAAAAAGAGGUUCCUGACGCGGAGCAAGCUGGUCCUACAUUCCAAACGGCACGAAAAAGACAAGAAAAUCAAGAAAGAGUUCCUUGAACAGAUGAUGGUGUAAAUAUAUAAGAAAAUUUAAAGUAAGGUUAAUGGUCAUUCAUGUUUUUUACCAGUUAGGGUAAAAUGAUAAACUAUUGUUCGUUUUUUUUAGCAUUAGAAAUAAGGUAAACAAUCUUGAUGUGUCUUUUAAUUGAAAAACUCAUUUAAAAAUAAGUUACGGCAAAUAUGUAACAAUUAUGAGUCUAAUACGAUCAUUUAUAUUUUUCUGCUUUCAUAAGUAAUAGUUUUUGAAUUUUAAAAAGCGUUUUUCAAUUAAAAGACAUGUCAAGAUCGCUUACCUUCUUGCAAGUUCUUUCUAAUGCUAAUAAAACGAAUUAUUUAUGUUGGGUAAUUCCCCAGUAACUGGCCAUUUUUAGUAACUGGCCGCCGUAAACUAAAAAUGGAUUCUAUUCACCUAUAAACAGAAUUCAUUUUAGUAUAAGGUUUCAAUAACUGGCCACCUUACACUAUAACAAGAAAAAAGUAUAUAGAGUGCUCACUCCAUACAUCAGUUUUGGUGCCAAAAAUAUUAGUAUUUUCAUAGUCGACAUCUAGCAUCGAGUAGCGGAAUUAUCAGUACUGAUAUACUUGACAAUAGAUGUAGCGGCGACCGAAAAGUCUAAUGCUCAGCAAUUUCAGCUAAUAUUAUAAACGGAUUAACCGGAACUCUAUUUUCAACUCCUUCUGCUUCUAAUGUUAGUUGUAAAUUGUUGUUCAAUACAAUUUUCGUGGGUCACUCGAGAGACAUCUAGUAUCGAGUAGCGGUACUGAUAAUUCCGCUACCCGAUGCUAGAUGUCGACUAUGAAAAUACUUACUAAUAUUUUUGGUACCAACACUGGUAUAUGGAGUGAGCACUCUUGUCUUGCUAUACAGGGUUACUUUUUUACCGGUACAAUAAAUUUUACCACAUCAUUGGUAUCGAUAAUAGAUCACAUUGCACAAAUAAAUUUUUUUUUUUUAUUUCGCAUCAAUUAAUUUAUCCUUCACCAAUUUAGUAACUUCUGGUUGCACUAAUUACAAGGUGUCAACGGUAUGAAAUCGCGCGCGAUGACGUACGAUGACGUAUAAUGAAUUCUAUUUAUAGGUGAAUAGAGUUCAUUAUUUGUUUAGGGCGGCCAGUUACUAAAAGUGGCAGUGGAGAGUGGAGAACACAAACAAUGUAUGUUUACUUCAAUUUAUAUGUACUUAAACGAUGAAUUGUUAGUUUUUAGGGUUCCGUACCCAAAGGGUAAAACGGGACCCGUCCGUCCGUAUGUCCGUCUGUCUGUCACCAGGCUGUAUCUCACGAACCGUGAUAGCUAGACAGUUGAAAUUUUCACAGAUGAUGUAUUUCUGUUGCCGCUAUAACAACAAAUACUAAAAACAGAAUAAAAUAAAGAUUUAAGUGGGGCUCCCAUACAGCAAACGUGAUUUUUGACCAAAGUUAAGCAACGUCGGGCGUGGUCAGUACUUGGAUGGGUGACCGUUUUCUUUUUGCAUUUUAUUCCGUUUUUUUUUUGCUUUAUGGUACGGAACCCUUCGUGCGCGAGUCCGACUGGCAAUUGCCCGGUUUUUAUUAUUUUUUGGAUGAAUAAGGCGUUUUACACACACACCACUCUGAUUUGUCAGUGAGAUUUGGGUCAAAAUUCCUUUAAUUGUCUUGUUUUUUGUCCCCAAAAAAUGUGACGGAGUGGAGCUUUUUGUAUGGGGGGAAAUUUAGUUUUCGAUUUUUCUCAAAAUAAUUAUAAUCUACAGCUAGAAAGACAUACAAUAGGAAGAUGAUGUAUUUCUGUUGCCGCUAUAACAACACAUACUAAAAAGUACGGAACCCUCGGUGGGCGAGUCCGACUCGCACGUGUCCUUGUCCGCUGUUUAUAUAUGUCGCUCCAUUUGCCGAGAAAGAGUGUCGUCAGUAUAUAACUUGCCAAAAUUAUGUAUUUUGGUUGAUUUGUAUGAAUGGAAUGGUCUUUUAUCAAAAGGGUAUUGAAAAAAUAAUGUUAAAGAUGAAAUCUAGAAUUUACACGAUUUUGUUCCAUGGAAUUAUGUUUAGUGUUAUUAUAAAUACAUAGUUUUACUUACA
Cydia fagiglandana is the source of this 2802-nucleotide messenger RNA. Its product is annotated as gastrula zinc finger protein XlCGF49.1-like. Bases 180 to 764 code for a protein of 194 amino acids. Gene Ontology annotation, cellular component: nucleus. Gene Ontology annotation, molecular function: RNA polymerase II cis-regulatory region sequence-specific DNA binding; DNA-binding transcription factor activity, RNA polymerase II-specific. NCBI's taxonomy places the organism in Eukaryota, Metazoa, Arthropoda, Insecta, Lepidoptera, Tortricidae. Gene Ontology annotation, biological process: regulation of transcription by RNA polymerase II. The record is from RefSeq and is a predicted model, not a curated record. The transcript has 5 exons.